AUGGCCACCGCGGCUGUCGUGCGUCCGGGUCAAGCGCGCACGUCACAGCGUCGCGAUGGCCUCAAAUCGAAUAUUGCAUCACUGAAGCGGGCGAACAUGAAUGGCACUGGCACUGCCGCUGCGGUAGAAGAUGGGAGCGAGCCCGCCAGCAAGAGGCAGAGGACAGAUCGAGCCCCGGCGCCGGCGCCAGCAGUGCGGACGCGCGACUGGAUCCUCAAGCAGCACGCCGGCAAACCACCGUCCAUGAUACUACACCUCCACCCCACCUACUUCCGCUUCGACACGCAGGAGGGCAGCUAUGCCUACGAUGGGCCCAUGAAGUUCAUCAUCGAGGCUUUAAAGAAGCAGCGUAUACCGCACGAAAUGCUGGACGAGAUCCAUGCCAACAAUGUGCCCUUCUACCAUGGCUGUCUGAUCAUCGAAGUACAUAAUCACCGCACGGCAAGUGCAAAGGACAAAGGCAGGAACGAUUCGCCCGCCGAUGGAGGCCCAGGCCGCUACUCGAUGCAUGUCUACAACAAUUACAUAACACCCUCGGGUUUUGCGCCAUAUCCCAAGAAGGCCAAGGAAGAACAGCCGGGCGCCGACGUCGACGCUGACCAAGAGACGAAGAAGGGAGCAGAGAAGAGUGCUAGCAAGGAGAAGAAUGGACCUCAAAUUGCCAGCGUGGUACUGUUCCCCACAGAACUGUCCAUGCACUACGACAUGAUGAUUUUGGCAAGAACACCAGCAUCAGAUCUUACAAGAAGCAAGAAGAAGGGAGCUGAUGGCGCGCAACCCCCCACUCCCUCGCUCGCUGUCCCACCUACACCCAUUGGAGGUGCAGUGAAAGGAGACGGCAAGAUGUGUCUAGAAGAGAAGGACUUCUACCAGUGGCAGGCGGAUGUUCUGGUCGAGACUGAGCGCAACCUCAUGCUCGGGCCUGUCGACGGGCCCGAAACAGCUCACAAAGUCUUGGACGCGUUGGCCCACCCUCUACAUCAAGACAUGCCACCGCCGGUCAAGACUCGUAAGAGAACUACAGCAGAGAUGGCUGCAGAUGAUGAGAAGGCUGCCGAGGCGGAGCGUAGAAUGCUCAUUAUGGACGAGCGCAUCAAGCCUUCCUCUGGCCCUGGCGCAGCCGCAAGCGAGAAUGCAGGCGCAGCGGCUGCGCUCGGCUUCGGUAGAUUCAAGACGAUCCAGAUGGUGCGAGAAAAGCAUGAGGAGCAAGAGCGCCAGAAGAAGGAAGAAGAGGCUCAAGUUGUUCUGCAACGUCGUCAGCAAGAAGAGCAAGCCAACGCCCAGGCUGCCCAAGCACGAGCCCAAGAAGCGAAGCAACGGCAAAUCAUGGCGCAGCGACAGAACAUGGCCAGACAACAGCACGAGCAGCAACGAAUACAAGCCGCUCAACUCCAGGCGCAGCAGGCCACACUCUUAGCCCAGAAUCAUGCUCAUCCUCAGCCGAAUAACAUGAUGAUGAAUCAGCAAAACAACUUCCAGCACCCAGCAUCAAUGGCACAAUCAAGUCCCGUCGUUCGCCAGCAGACUCCAUCAAUGAUGAACUCCUCGCCGAUGCUGGCGCAGGGUGGCUUCCCCAUGGCUGCCACAACCAGUCAAGGAGCCGGCAGCCCACAACGGCCCGCUUCAGCAACCAUACAGAACCCAAAUGUUGCCAAUGCGAUGGCUCGACAGGUCAGUCAGCAGCAGCACCCAAGCCGAAACGCGACUCCACAAAUGCCGCAAGCUACGCCGCACAUGCAAAAUGCAGGACACACUAGGCAAAUGUCGCAAACACCGCGCAUGCCUCAAGCAAGUCCGGUACCUGGCACGCCUGCAGCGGCCAUGGCUCUGGCGACUCCGCAAGUGGGUAAUGGCAUGACGCCCGAGCAGCUUGCAAUGCUGCAGGCACAGCAAAGGAUGCAAGCCGCGCAAAAUGGCAUGUCGCCUGGGCAGCAUAAUCCAAAUCAGAUGUCUGCUAUGACACCCGAACAGAUUCAAAAUAUUCGCCAACAUCACUUGCGUCAACAACAACAACAGCAGUUCAUGGCCCAGGCUCAAGGCAACCCGCAGAUAGCAGCAGCACUUGCUCAGCGUCAAGCUAUGAUGAUGAGACAACAGCAACAGCAGGUCGCCGCACAGCAAAGACUCAUGCAAGCACAGCAACAGCAAGCUUCGCACGCCGGCAGUCCUCAUCCCGGAAUGCAGGGCACUCCACAGAUGAAUCAUGGACAUCCUCAAGGUGGCGAUAGCGGUCAUCAAAUGACCCCUCAGCAACAAGCCGCACGACAACAAAUGCAGCAGCAGCAAAUGCGACAAGCUCAACUACAACUCGGUCAGCUCUCACAGCAGUAUGGAGGCUUGGGCAAUGUUCCUCAGCAAAUGAUUUCAAGUCUCCCUCCAGCAGUUCAGAUGCUCUUCCGCCAACAAAUGCAACGAAGCCAAGCUGUACGCGCCCAACAAAUGGCCGCUCGAGCCCAGCAAGCUCAACAUCAGGGCCAGACCGUGGCUGGCACAUCUACCAGCGAUCCCGAAUUCAUGCAAACUAUACGUGCACAUCAAGCUAUGCUCGCUCAGCAGCAGCAACAGCAGCAACAGCAGCAGCAGCAAAGUAAUAUGAAUAUGAGUAAUGGAAUGGGAGGCAUGAGUAUGGCUGGAAACAUGCAGUUUGCUGGCCAAAACCAGGCUAUGCAGAGGGCUUUGCAGAAUCAGAAUAAUCAGCAGGCUGGAGGGAUGCAUAAUGUCGAAGUAGCCCUCAUCCUUGACAUCAUCAAAAUGUCGCUUUUGAUGCAAUUCCCACGAGGAUAUUCAUUCAUUCUUUCCGACAUUACGACACUCCACGAUUCUUUCUUUACAUCAUCCUCCUCAAGCAAGAACUCGCCAUUCCCCUAUAAAUGCCCUCCCUCCCUCAAAUCCAUACCACGCAUUGAUUCAUUUAUUCUUCUUCUCAUCAGUUGUACGACAUAUCAUGAAUACGACAGUCAGUCAAAUUUCUCACCUCUCAUGAAGCUUCCUUCUCAGGCGGAGAUGGGGGGGGGGGGUAAGGUGUUUUUACAAAAGAGGACGUGGACAAGCAUCGACUUGAUGGUGGGUGGGAAAAAAUUGGAAAAAGAGGUUCGGCACAGCACAGCACAGCGCGGAUUGGUCUUGUCUUCUUCUUCUCUUCACAUUAUGUCAUUAAGAUCCAUCUCAUCCAGUCCAAAUUCAUUCGUUCGUUUUCCCUCUCCUCUCCUUCAUCGUCUGUCCGUCCGUCUGUCUCUUGACGUGACUCGUACCCGUUCGUUCAUCUAUACCAUGCCCUUCCCACUCGUACAUCCCAUGCAUGAUCUGUUCUCUUCGUAUGUCAUUUCCCAGCCGUUUCAUUUCAUACGUUAAGUUUUUAAAAAAAAAACUCCAAAAAAGCGCCAUCGCUCAAAAUACCAUGUCAAAAAAAAAAAAAAGUCUCGUGUCCUGCUACACCUCCUCAUCCCGCUCUAACACGAUCGAUACCAAAACAAUCCCUUCCAUCUCUUCCAGGGAAUCUCGAAAAUGCAUAUCGUGAGGGUCCGCCACCGAUUGGAGCGUCAACAGCGACUGGGACGGGCUGACUCUGAGCUGCGACUCUUGCUCGUCCGUAUCCGCGGACACUGUCUGCCAAGGAGACCUUGCUUUCGGUGGGUGGAAGGCCGCCUGAGGCGAGUGGUGCAUAAUAGCCAGAAUUAUCACCUCGCUCAUGCCUCGCUGAUGAUGAAGAUAGGAGUCGUGUGACGAGAUCGAUCUUGCUGACUGGGUUGCGGAAAGCGAAGUCGUCGAGAAGUCGAGAUUGGUAGACGCAGUCUCGGAUGCCGGCGAAGCUGUUGAGAUGAGGUGGAAGUGCGGCGUGGCGGAGGGUGG
Pseudocercospora fijiensis CIRAD86 is the source of this 3849-nucleotide messenger RNA. RefSeq lists its product as uncharacterized. The transcript is spliced from 6 exons. The record is from RefSeq and is a predicted model, not a curated record. Bases 1 to 3351 code for a protein of 1116 amino acids. NCBI's taxonomy places the organism in Eukaryota, Fungi, Ascomycota, Dothideomycetes, Mycosphaerellales, Mycosphaerellaceae.